AUGACAACAAGCAGCAUGAGCUUCUAUAAAUUACCAUAUGAUUUUGCCAUUUUAUGCAGCAAAAUAAUCAAAGUUGAAUGUGAACUGUGGCAGAAAGCUCAUGCAACUUUCUAUGGUGGAGCCGAUGCCUCAGGAACAAUGGGUGGUGCAUGUGGCUAUGGGAAUUUGUACACAGACGGUUAUGGUACGAAGACGACGGCUCUGAGUACCGUUCUGUUUAAUGACGGGAAGGCAUGCGGCGGUUGCUAUCAGAUAGUUUGUGAUGCAAGCCAAGUGCCGCAAUGGUGCCUUAAGGGCACUUUCAUCACAGUUACUGCCACAAACUUUUGUCCUCCAAACUAUGCACUCCCUAAUGACAAUGGCGGUUGGUGUAAUCCUCCAAGACCACACUUCGACAUGUCUCAACCUUCCUUUCUAACCAUCGCCAAAUACAAGGCCGGCAUCGUACCCAUACUGUACAGAAAAGUUGGGUGCAGAAGGAGUGGAGGAAUAAGAUUUAGCAUCAAUGGAAGGGAUUAUUUCGAAUUAGUGACGAUAAGCAAUGUAGGUGGAGUUGGGGAGAUAGGGCAAGUGUGGGUAAAAGGGUCAAAGAAGAAUGUUUGGGAAGCAAUGAGCAGGAACUGGGGUGUUAACUGGCAAAGUUUAAGCUAUCUCAAUGGACAGAGCUUGUCCUUCACAGUUCAACUCACCGAUGGAAGAACCCUCACUGCUUAUAACGUAGCACCCUCCAAUUGGAAAUUUGGCCAAUCUUUCAUCUCUAAUAUUCAGUUCAACUAA
Molecule: messenger RNA, 777 nt
Organism: Arachis stenosperma
Lineage: Eukaryota; Viridiplantae; Streptophyta; Magnoliopsida; Fabales; Fabaceae
Product: putative expansin-A17
Exons: 4
Coding region: 1-777 (258 amino acids)
Biological process (GO): plant-type cell wall organization
Cellular component (GO): extracellular region
Source: RefSeq, a predicted model, not a curated record